AUGUCGCAUCGUGGUCCAUCCGGGUACGGCCUAAGCGGUGGCGGUCCUGCUCCGUAUGGCCCUGUGCCGUCGGAACAGUCUGGCAGCAUGCUCGAUCAGGUUCGGGCCUACACGAGCAAGUUUGAGGAUAAACUGGACAGCCUCAGCGAGCCCAUCAAACCCCAUCUCCCCGCCAUUGGCCGAUUCUUGAUUGUCGUUACCUUCCUGGAAGACGCUCUUCGCAUCAUGACGCAAUGGAGCGACCAGCUCGUAUAUCUCCGUGACUACCGACACAUUCCCGGCGGCAUCACGCACCUGUUUCUGAUGGUCAACGUCAUUGCCAUGAUCUCUUGCUCCGUCCUCGUCAUCAUCAGAAAGCAUUCGGACCAUGCCGUCGCCGGCCUCAUGGGUGUCGUCGUCACCCAAGCCCUUGGCUAUGGUCUCAUCUUUGACCUAAAUUUCUUCCUUCGAAAUCUGUCCGUCAUCGGUGGCCUGCUCAUGGUCCUGUCCGACUCGUGGGUUCGCAAAUCGAAGGCGUUUGCGGGACUGCCCCAGAUCGACGAAAAGGACCGAAAGAUGUAUUUCCAGCUGGCCGGCCGUGUUCUCCUCAUCUUCCUCUUUAUUGGAUUCGUCUUCAGCGGCCGGUGGUCCAUCUGGCGCGUCAUCGUCUCUCUCUUGGGUGCUGGUGCCUGCGUCAUGGUCGUCGUAGGUUUCAAGGCCAAGUUUAGCGCCACUCUUCUGGUUGUCAUUCUCAGCAUUUUCAACAUCCUGGUCAACAACUUCUGGACCCUGCACGAGCAUCAUCCCCAUAAGGACUUUGCCAAGUACGAUUUCUUCCAGAUUCUCUCCAUUGUCGGUGGACUCUUGCUCCUCGUCAACAGCGGCCCAGGCCAGUUCAGCAUCGACGAGAAGAAGAAGGUCUACUAG
This is a messenger RNA of Drechmeria coniospora, 906 nucleotides long. RefSeq names its product COPII-coated vesicle protein SurF4/Erv29. Lineage: Eukaryota; Fungi; Ascomycota; Sordariomycetes; Hypocreales; Ophiocordycipitaceae. The transcript has 4 exons. The record is from RefSeq and is a predicted model, not a curated record. Bases 1 to 906 code for a protein of 301 amino acids. Gene Ontology annotation, cellular component: endoplasmic reticulum; endoplasmic reticulum-Golgi intermediate compartment; membrane. Gene Ontology annotation, biological process: Golgi organization.